AUGCUCAUCAGUUUUCGUCCCUUGACAUUGAGCACUGCGAUCAAAUCUGUACGCUCUCGAACACUGGGAAUUGCCACGUCAAUCCAUGCUGAGCUUCGCACAUUUUCCGAUCACCCAGCCGGAGAGCUUCUUGGUUCAGCCCCUGACUUCUCGCGGUGUACAAGGUCUGAUGUUGAUACAUAUCGCCUCAUCCGUAUUUGUGACGAUCAAGAAAAACUCGAAUACACCUUUGGGUUGCUCAUGAACAUUGUGAGGCAACCAUAUCUUGGUCACCUGGUCAAGAAGAUUGAGUAUAUACAUAGGGCGAACAAUGUUAGGGGCUACCCUGAACUACCGUAUCAGCGGAAGCUGUCGGUAGAUGACAUGCAACUUCUCAAACGUGCGGUCGGAAAUGCGGGCUUCCAGGACAAAAGAUUGCAACGUGUCAUGGGUAUGCUUAUGCAGAAUGAUUUGGACCAAGACUUUGGGUACACGACCUCUGAAAACCGCCGGGUUAGUGAUUAUGAGACUGCGCCCACAUAUAUCACGCAGGCCAUUGCUGCCAUAAUUGUAUCCAUGGCACCAAACCUUGAAUCUAUGGCCAUGACGCAGAUCUUUAACCACCACUCUGAUCUUCAACCUGGGCAAGAAGAGACAGAGGAGUACCCCCUGGUUGAAGUCUUCCGAUAUGCAAAUUCUCGGCCACAGGGAGCGCGCUUUCUUCAGAAGUUGCGAGAUAUGUACCUGAUCAACCAUGCAAAACACAGCGAUUCUCGUUAUUUUGCCGACACGGAUUUGAUUGCUUGCCUCGAACUCUUCAAUAACCUUCCAUCAAUUGAAUCUUUGGGCAUCGAUGUACUUGAAUCCAAUGAGGACAAUGGAAAGCAGACCUGUGAGGAAAAGAGCUCGAAUAUCAGCAAAAUCAAAAUCAACCACUCCUCUCUGGAUGCCAGCUAUUUGCUAUGCGUAAUGGCGUCGAGCAAGAUUCUCACGGAACUUCAAUUCACCACGGGAAGGAGGUCGGCCCUCGACGGAACCUCGUUUUUCAGCCCGAAAGCUUUUCUCAAAGGCCUAUCAGAGCACACUAGAACGCUCAAGGUCCUCGACCUGGAUAUCGAGGAUUUGACUAUCGGAUACCCGGGUCAGCCUCAGCCUUACUCUACAAUCAAUUGGGAUGAAGCUGGAGGCCCUGGCGAUUAUGAGUUAGAUGAGUAUGACGAAUCCGACGAAGAUAGCGCAAAUCUGGCAAAGUACCGCCGCCUUCUGUCUAUUUGGGAUCGCAACGUGGUUCUGAAAGAUUUCGAAGUAUUGAAAAGCUUGAGCAUCAACAUUGGGUUUUUAAUAUAUUUCGCUCAGGGGGUGGAAACGGAUGAUUUGCAAAGAGCAAGCAUUGUGCUCGCGGACUGUCUGCCAGAUCAUCUGCGGUCUCUGUCUGUUCGAGGAUACAAGAAAGUCGAGAAUAAGAUGUAUGACAAGCAGGUGGACGCGUUGAUGGCCCGAUUUGAGGCUGGCUUAUCACGGCUGGACGAGAUCAAAGGGGUCAGUGAGCUGAUUCCGAAUGGGCGUGCGGUGGAAAAUCCAGGUCGGAAUGAACAUUUGCUCUGGUCAUUGGAGGAACUGGGGUAUCCUGAAUGGUGA
Messenger RNA from Penicillium olsonii, 1617 nucleotides. NCBI's taxonomy places the organism in Eukaryota, Fungi, Ascomycota, Eurotiomycetes, Eurotiales, Aspergillaceae. The record is from the annotation of a GenBank genome assembly.